Messenger RNA from Vicia faba (fava bean), 2658 nucleotides. The record is from the annotation of a GenBank genome assembly. NCBI's taxonomy places the organism in Eukaryota, Viridiplantae, Streptophyta, Magnoliopsida, Fabales, Fabaceae.
AUGGAAACCUCCAAAAACAACAAAUUUCACCUUAAAUUCAUCCUACUGUAUAUCUUUUUGCUAUUUUCACCUCUAGUUGUUAACUCAUACAUCCCUGAUUACAAUAUAGCAAUCAAUUGUGGGAACUCAGAAAACACUAUUGCACACAAUCGAACUUGGGUUGGUGAUGAUAAUGAUAACUCUAACAUCUUUUCCUUCAUUGAACCAAAAUCCACUAACCCUUCUCUUACACUACAACCUAAUUCCCUUGUAAAUGCCCAAACUCCAUUUUCAAGCGCACGUAUCUCUCUCUCAAAUUUCACAUACUCAUUUUCUAGCAUCACUACUUCCCCGGUUUUUAUUCGCCUUCAUUUUUACGCAACUUCCUACAACCAUAGCUUUGAUCCUUCUAAUGCAAUUUUCUCUGUUAUAGUAAACAAUAACCUUACCCUUCUUGAAAACUUCAACCCUUCACUUUGGCAUCAUGAAGACGACGACGAAAAAAUCACCAAAGAAUAUUGCAUACAAAUCCAACCAAAUGAGAAGCUAAACAUAACUUUCAUUCCCAACAAGGGAAACACAUCAAAUCUUUAUUAUGCUUUCGUUAAUGGAAUCGAAGUUGUGUCCAUGCCUUCUUUUCUCUAUUACACUAAUCUAGAUGACUCAAACUACCGUUUCAAGUUUCUUGACUUCGACCAGGAAUACCAAAUUCUUAAAGAUAUAGCUUUGGAGACGGUUUAUAGAGUCAACGUUGGUGGUACUCAAGUUGCAGCAAAUGAUGAUGAUACAGGUAUGUUUCGUAAUUGGGACAGUGAUUUAUCUCGUUACUUGGAGAAACGAUAUCCACAAAGUGAAUUUUCUGUUUUUGGUAAUCCUCUCAACUAUCUACACAAUACGAUUCCAAAUUAUACUGCACCGGAAAAUGUAUACAGAACUGCAAGAAGUUAUGGAAUGGAUGCCACAGAAGAUUAUAAUGUAACAUGGAAUUUUGAAGUUGAUUCUGGUUUUACUUAUAUGGUAAGGUUACAUUUUUGUGAGAUUGAUUAUAAGAUCAAGAAUAAAGAGGAUAGAAUUUUUCAGAUAUUUAUAGAUGAUAUUAUGGCUGAAAAAGCUGCUGAUGCGAUUGGAUGGAGUGGUGCUCCUUUGAUUCCAGUUCAUAAGGACUAUGCUGUCAUUAUGAACUCUCAACAAAUUGAAAGAGUCAAUCUAUCAGUCAAGCUUCAACGAGUACCACUAACUAUCAACACAAAAUACCGUGAUGUCUUGCUGAAUGGAAUUGAGAUUUUUAAAGUAAGUGAUACAAGUUACAAUCUUGCAGGAUUGAAUCCCAAAUAUUUAACUCCAAAAGAACAAGAAUCACCAAAUCAGCCACCAAAGUCAAAGAAGUCACACAUAGUCAUGAUUGUUGUAGUUGGAGUUUCGUGUCUCUUGCUAGCAUUAGCUGUUGUGGGAACAAUAGUUUUUGUUAGAAGGAGAAGAACAUUUGAGACUCCUCUUGAAAUGGAAGAAAGUUCAUGGAAAAUACGAAAAGAAAGUUCCUCAACUUUACCAUCACAUUUGUGCCGCUAUUUUACAAUAGCAGAGAUAAGAGCGGCUACAAACAACUUUGAAGAUAUUUUUAUCAUCGGAGUUGGAGGGUUUGGCAAUGUGUACAAAGGUUACAUCGAUGGAGCAAUACCCGUUGCUAUAAAGCGUCUGAAAUCGGGCUCUCAGCAAGGUGAAAACGAGUUCUUGAAUGAAAUCGAGUUGCUUUCUCAACUUCGUCAUAAUCACUUGGUUUCUCUCAUUGGAUAUUGCAAUGAUGGUGUAGAGAUGAUUCUUGUUUACGAUUUCAUGCAACGCGGUACCCUUCGUGAGUAUCUCUAUGGUUCAGACAAUGAACCUCUUACUUGGAAGCAAAGACUCGAGAUUGUAUUGGGUGCUGCGAGAGGGUUGCAUUAUCUUCAUACAGGUGCGAAGCAUAACAUCAUACAUCGCGAUGUGAAGAGUACCAACAUAUUGUUAGAUGAGAAAUGGGUGGCUAAGGUUUCUGAUUUCGGACUAUCAAAAGUUGGUCCAACUGGAAUGUCGAUGACCCAUGUCAGCACUGUGGUGAAAGGUAGUCUCGGGUAUUUGGAUCCGGAGUACUACUUACGUCAAAGGUUGACUCUUAAGUCUGAUGUUUACUCUUUCGGUGUAGUGCUUCUUGAGGUGUUGUGUGCGAGACCUCCUUUAAUGCGUUCUCUUGAUAAGAAAAACGUGAGUUUGGUUGUUCGUUUUCAAAGAUGUUACAAAGAAGGUGUGAUAAUUGAAGAGAUGGUAGAUCCAUUCAUAAAGGAUUCUAUAACAGAUGAGUGUUUGAAAUCUUACUGUCAGAUGGUGUUGAGUUGUUUGCAUGAUGAUGGAAAUCAGAGGAUGUCGAUGAGUGAUGUUGUUGGGGCGUUAGAGUUUGCAUUGCAGUUGGAGAUGAGUGAGGAGGAUAGUAAGUUUGGUGGGACUCAAGAAAAGGGAAAAAGUGCGAAAAUGAUACAAUAUCCAAAGUUUGCGAGUGAUGAUGGCAGUGACAUGCGUUUCACGAGUAGUAGUGGUGACUAUGGGUCUCAUACCAGCAAGGUAAGUAUCAUUUCAGCCACUAGUGAAGAUCAACCUUUGUUUUCUACUGAUGUUUUUUCUGAAGUUGGGAAUCAAAGAGCACGUUAG